GGGGGGAUAUUUUGUGUCGUGCAAUCGGCUGGAUCUGUGCAUCGGACAGGUGUCACUGUCAAUAGUCGACCGACGCCAUUUGUUCGCGAGCUUCCACACUGAAAUGGGCGCUGAACGUCAGUCAGCCAACCGAUUGUACCUGCGUUUCCCAGUGAAAAUCGCCGACGAGCACCAGAUCCUGAGCCUCCAUCCGAAGAUCGCCCUCGUGCGCCUACCGCGGCAGAAAUCGCGGCGUUGGUGCAUCAUCGAGUGCGCCAGCCAGACCGACUUGGAGGAGGUGCGAGGCUGCUUGAAGCGCCUCAAAGUCGACGGCAAGUCGCUGAAGGUGAAAUCCUGCCGGCCGGCGAGGCCCAAGGAAGCCCCGCCUGCCACGGUGACCGCAGCCCUAGAGGCGCUGUGCGCGUGAAGAUGCGCCAGUUUAUCGGCAACCCCUACGAGCUGGAGCUGGAAAGCGACGAGGACAUGGAGGAGCUAGAUGAGGAGGCUGUGGGCGCCACGAUAAUCCUGAACACCGACUACACCGAGUUGAACACGCAGGAGCUGCAGCUGCUGCAGGACGCCCGGCCGGACAGCGUCGCUUCCGACCCGGACUUCGACCCCACGGACUCAGAGGUGGACUCUAUGAGUUACUACAGCGACCAGGCCAGUUGGGUGGAGGCGCUGGCCUUCAGCUCCGAUGAGGGCGACCUGGACGACGACAGCGACGGCGACUGGGAGGACGACGAAAGCAGCCCGCCAGACGGUCCAGGGCACCAACAGCCCCACUAAGGAGCGGCUGUUGUAGAUGAGGCGCAGCCCCCCAGCCCCGACCAGCAGCCCCCAACGUCGCGGGCGUAGCCUACAUCUAUCCAGUACUAAGUCGUUAAUUUAAUUUUAGAAUAGUGUUUUUGGUUCAGUU
Messenger RNA from Dendroctonus ponderosae (mountain pine beetle), 898 nucleotides. RefSeq lists its product as uncharacterized. The record is from RefSeq and is a predicted model, not a curated record. NCBI's taxonomy places the organism in Eukaryota, Metazoa, Arthropoda, Insecta, Coleoptera, Curculionidae. The transcript has 4 exons. Bases 409 to 768 code for a protein of 119 amino acids.